This is a messenger RNA of Photinus pyralis (common eastern firefly), 1564 nucleotides long. RefSeq names its product facilitated trehalose transporter Tret1-like. Lineage: Eukaryota; Metazoa; Arthropoda; Insecta; Coleoptera; Lampyridae. Gene Ontology annotation, biological process: transmembrane transport. The transcript has 2 exons. Gene Ontology annotation, molecular function: transmembrane transporter activity. Gene Ontology annotation, cellular component: membrane. The record is from RefSeq and is a predicted model, not a curated record. The coding region runs from base 194 to 1444 and encodes 416 amino acids.
CCAAGCAUGACAUUGACUUAAAAUAAUCACGCGAUUACAUUUAGUUUUACUUUUAAAACGAAGGCGAUGGUCUGGUUAGAGAAAAGGCUUUUGCAAUACGGCGCUGCCUUCACUGGUGUUCUCCUGUGGAUUGCACUUGGGAUGGCCAUCGCCCUACUUACCUGUCUUGCUAAGUGAGGAUUCACCAAUCCCAAUGACCGCAGAUGAGUCAUCUUGGGUGGGAACCGUUUAUCUUUUGGGUGGGCUGUGCGGCAGCGUUCUGCUGAGCGUUGUGGGACGUCGAAUCGGAAGAAAGUCAAUUGUGCUAUGGUCAAGUGUACCAUUCUGUAUAUCAUGGAUAACAGUCGCCUUCGCAACAACACUACAUGAGCUACUAAUUGCCCGUUACAUAGCAGGAAUGAGUGAAGGGCUAGCUUUAGCAUCCCUUAUAAUUUACGUCAGUGAAAUUUCCGACAAGGAAAUACGCGGAAUGUUAGGCUCUAGUGUUUCCGUCACCCUCUUCCUGGGUGUUAUGGCAAUCAAUCUGGUGGGAUCUUACAUGACUAUCAAAACUUCAUCUUUAAUUCUACUGGUAAUGCCCGCACUCCAUUUCCUCACCUUCGUUUGGAUGCCCGAAUCACCAAACUACCUACUGAUGAAAGGUAAAUACCAAGAAGCAAGGCAGAGUUUUAUUGCAUUAAAGGGUUCAGAAGACGUCGACCACAGCUUGGCAGUGAUCGGGACAGCUAUCGAGAACGAAAAUUUAAAUAAAACGCGAUUUAUCUCCCUUUUUAAGAAAAAUAACAGAAAAAGUUUGUGGGCGAUUUUUGGAAUACGAUUCGCCCAACAAAUGAGUGGUAUCACCGCCUUUAGCAUCUACGCUCAAACUAUUUUCAAAGAGGGAGGUGAAGCAAUUUCCCCUAUUUUGGGGGCGGUGAUAUUUCACACGAUACAACUUAUACUUUCCGUACUAAGCGCUGUACUAGUGGACAAACUUGGCAGGAGACCACUACUCAUAUCAUCUGCAAUUGGUUCAAUUGGAGCGUUGCUUGCUGGAGGAUUGUUCUUCUUCAUCCGAGACGUUGCCAACGUGGACACUUCCAGGAUUUCGACGCUUUCAACGAUUAUAUUGUUUAUAUUCAGUUUUACCUUCUGUUUAGGCUUACAAACUAUGCCUAACUUUAUAACAGCCGAACUAUUCCCCACUGCCUUAAGGGCGUACGCCUCCACCGCUGCCUGCGUACUUUUAUAUAGUUUCGCGGCAAUUUGCACAAAAUACUUUCAGUUCACUAAGGAUAACUACGGUAUGUUUGUCCCAUUUUGGAGUUUUGCCAUUUGUGUCGCGAUCGGAUUAGUGAUGAUAGUGACAUACCUACCCGAAACUAGGAACAAAACAUUGGAAGACAUUCAAAUCGAACUGAAUCAAUCAAAAACGACACGUAAAAGAAGUUCACGAAAUCCGUGAGGUUGGUUGUUCUAUUACUACUGCCUCCGGAGUUGUUAGUAAGUGCAAACGGCAGCUCAUUAUUCUCACUCACUCUCUCACUAACAGCUUAAAAGGUAAUAAAACAGUUUUGGUAGCUUG